GGUGUGCGGGUCGGGGCGGAGCAAAGGACGCGGGUGGCCGUGGUCCGAUCGCCGCGGCCGAGGAGCCGACGGCUCUGACGCGGACUGGACCGGGUGAGCCGCGGCCAAGGCUGACCAGCGCUGACUGGCGAGGGGGCACGGCGAGCUUCACCGGGAGGCCACUCCGCCCUCGGCCGGGCGGACCAUGGCGUCCUCGGCUCGCCUGGUCACCAUCAAGCGGAGCGGCGACGACGGCGCGCACUUCCCGCUGAGCCUCAGCUCCUGCCUGUUCGGAAGGAGUAUUGAGUGUGACAUUCGUAUCCAACUGCCUGUAGUGUCCAAAAAACAUUGCAAAAUUGAAGUCAGUGGGCAAGAGGCAAUAUUGUAUAAUUUCAGUUCCACAAAUCCAACGCAAGUGAAUGGGGCUACUAUAGAUGAGCCUGUGCAGCUGAAACAUGGAGAUAUAAUAACAAUCAUUGACCGAUCUUUUAGGUAUGAAAAUGGAAAUCAUGAGGAUGGAAGCAGCUCAACUGGAUUUCCAGGAAAAUCACCUGGACAGGAACCAGCACGGCGAGCUUCGAGAGCUAGCUUCUCUGUUGACCCUGAUGGGAAAGGUCAAGAUGCCAAAGCUUCGAAAACCACUGCUCCAAGAAGAUCUUUGGUACAUGCCAAGAGGCUCUCUGGAGACAGUUCAGUCUCAGAUGGCUCAAAGGACAGUGUUACCCAAGAUCCAUCCAAUAACCAUUCUUCAGGGCAUGUAGAACAGCACAGUGGCAGAAGCAUAGGAGAGCCCACAUCAGGUGGUCUUUUUAAGAAGUCCGGGGCUACAGGGAGUAGUUACAGGGAACUGAAGUCUUCUCCUGCACAGAGCCUUAGCAACAGCAAGAAAAAUGACUCUCCCUUUGAGAAACUUUAUCAGUCGAUGAAGGAAGAGUUGGAUAUAAAAUCACAGAAACAGUCUCGUAGAAAGUCAGAACCACAACCUGAAUGUGCAGCAGGCAAAGAUACAUGGGAAACAAAGUUAUUGGUAUCAUGCAAGUCAAGACCAAAAUCCAGUGGAAGCACGCCUGGAACUGCAGCCUCUUCACCCAAAGGAGACAAGAUCGGGGCUGUGACACAGAACAAUGGUGUGCGGCCUGUUGAGACUUCCGCAGAGGCUCCGAGCUCCAGCUUUCCUCUCUCUGAGACAGCUAAGAUGAAGACCCCUGUGCGAAAUUCACAGCUGCUUAAGAAUGAAGACUUGCAUGUUACUGGCAGAAGAGAGUCUAUGAAUCUGGGUGAAAGUGAAGGUGCCAAGGCAGGUCAUAGGAUAGUCACUCCUAGGAAGCUGGGAACUAGAAACCAAACUUCAGUGAAAGUUGAAGAUGCUGCCAGCCCUGCUGAUACACCAGAGAAUCUCUCUUCCAAAAAGAGGAGGAGUAUUCCUGCAAAGGUAGAAGUGCUGUCUGCUGAAACACAAAACCGGUUCUCUUCAACUCAGCACCUUGCUCCAAGUGAAAAGAGAACUCCAAAGGAUUCCUUCAGCAAGCCUGAGAAAUUGGCCACUGCAGCUGAGCAGAUUUGCUCUGGGCUACCUGGUCUUAGUUCUGUUGAUAUCAGCAACUUUGGUGACUCCAUUAACAAGAGUGAGGGAAUGUCUGUGAAGAGAAGACGUGUAUCGUUUGGUGGUCAUCUAAGACCUGAAUUAUUUGAUGAGAACUUGCCUCCCAAUACACCACUCAAAAGAGGAGAAACACCGACCAGGAGGAAGUCACUUGCCACUCAUACUCCAGCUGUCCUGAAGAAAAUCAUCAAGGAACGGCCUCAGUCACCAGGGAAACAAGAGUCUCCUGGAAUAUCUCCACCAAAGGCAAUUGAUCAAAGACGCAGAUCAGGCAGGAGCUCACCUGCUUCCAGUGACAGCAAAUCCUUACAUCAGACCGACACUCCCAAAAAAGCAGGCAGGAAGAGUGGCAACCUGCCUGCCAAGAGAGCAUCCAUCAGCCGGAGUCAGCAUGACAUUUUACAGAUGAUUUGCUCCAAAAGAAGGAGUGGUGCUUCUGAAGCCAACCUGAUUGUUGCAAAAUCAUGGGCAGAUGUCGUAAAACUCGGCACAAAACAAACACAGACAAAAGUUGUAAAACAUGUUCCUCAAAAGCAGACAAGCAAAAGACCAAGAAGACCCAAUACUCCAAAGAAACCUACAAGCAACCUUCACAAUCAAUUUAGCACAGGCCAUGCAAACUCUCCCUGUACCAUUGUAAUAGGGAGAGCUCAGAUUGAAAAAGUAAGCGUGCCUGCUCGGCCCUACAAAAUGCUGAACAACUUGAUGUUAAACCGAAAAAUGGACUUCAAUGAAGAUCUGUCAGGACUAACUGAAAUGUUCAAGACUCCAGUGAAGGAGAAGCAGCAACAGAUGAAUGACGUGGGCUCCAUUCUUUCCAAUUCAGAGAAUUUACCUGAAAAACAGUUUCAAGUAACUAAUUCAGGAGACAAACCUCUUCCUAUCACCUCAGAGAUUUUAGGUUGGUUUAUUUGUCUGUUUCCACUGUUGUACUUUUGA
Peromyscus maniculatus bairdii (prairie deer mouse) is the source of this 2521-nucleotide messenger RNA. The record is from RefSeq and is a predicted model, not a curated record. NCBI's taxonomy places the organism in Eukaryota, Metazoa, Chordata, Mammalia, Rodentia, Cricetidae.